AUGGACGGUCAGCGGAAUCCCGAGCUCCAGCGGGUCCUAGCAGCGCUGAAUAGCUUUUCCCAGCAACAAGUGCACCAGCCGCCGCAGCAAGCCGCUUCCUUUGGACUCAACUCUUAUAGCAAUCAGAGUUUGCAUGAUGUGAACCCUGGGCCUGCCAACUCGACGAUUCCGGGUCUAGGCUUACUCCCGUCAGCCUUCCAUGAACGGGCUGUCUCUCCGCCACCCAUCCACCGCUACCAAGACUCAACUCCAACCCCCUCCCAGGCACAGAGUAGGACUUCGACACCACGACUACCGGAGACUCUUCGCAGCAAGACUUCCACUCCUAAUCCCAACGUCCCCGAUGCAUCGACCAUCGUUACCUGGCCGGCAGCGCUGAAACACGUCUCGCGCCAUCUCGUCCACAACGAACAAGUGGCAAACAGGAUCAAACAUUUGAUCAACGAGCAGCAUAAGCAUGAGCGGCAGUGGUGGGCCGGCCGUGAGGCUAUUGUUGCGAGACAGCAGGGAAGGUCUGGGACGUCACAGCAAGUCUCAGCAAUAUUGAAGUCCCUUGGCGCGAAGGACGUGGCGGCUGCUUCUCCACGUGUGGCUGCGCCAUCAGACGAACAGAAGAAAGCGGACCAAGCAGAACUAGACGCCUAUGACAAAAAGGUCUAUGCUGGUUUGCUGGCCAUGGCGGCAGAUUUUGACAGGCAACUGCGGUCCCUGGGAGUGCCGUUCUACGCGAUCAAACAUGAUCUGGUAAUUUUGGAGGAUGGGCCUGAGAAACGAGCCGGUGUCAACAAGGGAAAGAUUGAUAAGGGGGAGUUGAGGGAGUUGCAAAAACGGAUGUGUCAAACUUUGGAGGAUCUGUUUGGAGACUGA
This is a messenger RNA of Cladophialophora immunda, 867 nucleotides long. RefSeq lists its product as uncharacterized. The transcript has a single exon. The record is from RefSeq and is a predicted model, not a curated record. Lineage: Eukaryota; Fungi; Ascomycota; Eurotiomycetes; Chaetothyriales; Herpotrichiellaceae. Bases 1 to 867 code for a protein of 288 amino acids.